AUGGACUCGGCGCCGCUCACCCUCAGAAUCCUCCAGCUCACCCCCCUCACCCUCAUCCCCACCUCCCAGCCCCCGACCGAAUCCUCCAUCCCGCCCAUCCCCUUACCGCCCCCGCCCCCUCCCGAUGAUUUCGCAUUCUCCCCCACCCCAAACUACCCCCCUCCCCUCGGCACCAUCCACAUCGGCUCCAUGCUCGCCUGCAGGGUAGCCCUCGAAAACUCGCACCGCCAGCGCUACCCCGUCCUCGGCGUCAAGAUGAUGCUCGAACUCCAAACGCCCACCACCCGCACCCGGCUGGGCGAAGUCAUCCACGGCAAGCCGUCCAUGGCAGAUUCGGCUCUAGAGGAAGAGAGGAACCGGGUGGAGCCUGUGAAGCCGGGGGAGGAAGAGAUUCCGGAGCUGGCGUUUGGGGAGAGGGUCGAGUUGAGCGCGGAGAGUGAGGUGAAGGAUCUGGGGCUUGGGGUGGUUAUUGCAAUCACACCGUUGAGUAUCAAAACCCGUAUCCAAUCCCCCACCCACCCCAACACCCUCCUCUCCCCUUCUCUCCGGCACCAAACCUUCCUCGAAGUGCUCAUGCAAAACACCUCGCCCACCGAAUCCCUCCUCCUCUCCACCGUUGCGCUCCAGCCGGUCGAAGGGCUGGUGGUGGACAAGGUCAGCGGGGACGCCCUCGGCUUGGAGGGCGAAGAGCUCCAAGUCGGGGAUGUCAGGCAAUACCUGUUUGUCCUUUCUCCCAUCUCUCCCCCGCAGAAGACGGAAAAGGGGCAAGAGGUGUCCAAGUUUCCACCGACGCAUGCGCCAGGCGAGAUCCUGCCUCUCGGACGAUUGGCCAUCUCGUGGAUCUCUGGGCCAUAUCAUACGCCGGGGAACUUGUUGACGUCAAUGUUGAAUCGGAGAGCACCGGCUUUGGCCUCGCUUCCUGCGGCUCCUGCUUUGACAGCAGGGGUGAGGGAUAGUCUGAAACCACCGGGGAAAGGACCUGCUCCAGGGCCUGCAACGCCAGGCAAACUGCCAGUCCACCAACCAUCGCCCAUACCGGCGUCUCCCUCCCCUCUCCGACGCGAUCCUUCUUCUUCUUCCGAACACCCUCUGCCUGUCAUCCCGUCUAGCGCGGAUGCCAAUGGGGAAGAGACGAAAUGGACAUAUGAUCUCGUCAUGCUCUCCAACAGACGAGGUCUGAAGAAGGAAACCACCUGCCCUCUCAAGUUCAGGUUGUCGAUAAGGUCGGCGGAGGCUAUAAACGCUUCUUUGAUCUCGGGAAAGAAACCGGCCCUGCCGAGAUUGGCUGUCCAAUACCUCACCCCCCUCCUCCCUCCCACCCCACCACACCCCCACCCCCACCCCCACAAUUCUACCGUCCCCCAAUUAGCUAUCUCCGCACCAUCCCUCCCCCGUACAAGUACACCUCUCUCCCAUCCACCUCCCUCCGCCCGCCCAUUCACACCUUCAUCCGCCUCCACUGCCCAAGGCCAAGGGUCGACCAGCAGUCGCCCGAUAACGCCGUUGAGGGCGGAACUCAAGUCUGCCGUUGGGGGGUUUAUCAAUAACAAUAACAAUACUAUUGCUGGUGGUAGUAGUCGGCCCGGUACGCCGACGUCGGUCGCUGGAGCUGGAGCUGGAGCUGGGAAACGCGAGUUCCUACAGCCUCAUGGCUCUUCCGAGCCCCAGGGAGGUGAGAAUGUAAUGUUAAUGGGCACAAGAAGCCCCUGGCCUCCCUCCCCGCAUGUUGCGUUCAAUAGUUCUAAUUCGUACAGGCCUGCGGCUUAUCCAGCUGCGAUGGGGGUGGCAGCUGCCAUGGCCCGGGUCGGGUCUGGGCAAUCGCACACUUCAGGCCAAGGUCGGAAAGCCGCUUCAGGAGAGGAAGCGAGGGUGGUGGAGGUGUAUCAUAUGGGUAAUUCGUUGACGUUCUUGGAUGAUGUUGGAGAAGGAGAGGUGAGGGAGGUGGUGGAUUGGUUUUCUAUCCCUCCACCACCUUUACUUGCGCCUGCGCCUGCUCCUCCUCCCCCCGACCUUUCAGUUUCAGCAGAAAACGCCGAAGAAGAAGGAGCAGACAAAAGCGAGGGCGAGAAUACCCCGAUCCCCGGGCCGAUCCCCGAGAUCAAACCCUCAACACCAACAGAAGGAGAGGAGGGCAAAAAGUACUGGGAAGCCUCGGUAGAAUGGUCCUGGGACUUUUUGGGGUGGGAUACUGGGGUUGGCGUGCUGGGUGGAUUGAGGGUGUUGCGGUUUGAUGAUGAUGACGCCGAUGGUGAGAAGGGGGAAACCGAGGACAGGACGAGGGGAGGUAGUGGUCGGAAGGGUACUGUUGAGCGAGAGUGGGAUUGUUUGGGCGAUGUUUGGGUUGUUUAA
Molecule: messenger RNA, 2349 nt
Organism: Cryptococcus amylolentus CBS 6039
Lineage: Eukaryota; Fungi; Basidiomycota; Tremellomycetes; Tremellales; Cryptococcaceae
Exons: 3
Coding region: 1-2349 (782 amino acids)
Cellular component (GO): TRAPPIII protein complex
Source: RefSeq, a predicted model, not a curated record